Lepisosteus oculatus (spotted gar) is the source of this 3388-nucleotide messenger RNA. Lineage: Eukaryota; Metazoa; Chordata; Actinopteri; Semionotiformes; Lepisosteidae. The record is from RefSeq and is a predicted model, not a curated record.
UGACAGAGGUACCCAUCUGAUCCAGUCGUUUAUCACCACGAUGGAUUUGUUUUAUUUUACAAGAGCUGCGCGCAACCCAUCUCCCAGGCUGUCCUACGGAAAAGGCGCCGUUUAAAUGCGAUUAAGUGCUGUACUGUCAACUAGGCGGAGCUUAAUCGAGUUCAUAAAAACAUUACAGUAGCAACUACUGCAGCUAGGCAGGGCAGGAACUAAACGACUCCCUCAGUACUUACAUUGUGUCAACUAAUUCUGUUUAAGCCUUAGGCUGCUUAUCAUGCACUGAAAAGAAGAUUUCGUUGCGUUGCUAAUACCGAGCCUGCAAGAGGGCUCCUGGAGGAGUCGGCUUUGAGUUCGAAGGAUCCAGUCGGUAGAAAUACCGCAGUGCCGCCGAAGUUAGGAACGUUUCAACUUUUAGACCGCUGAAGAGAAAAUGAUCACAAAAGACAGAGACACGCUUUCGGGACGAAAGAAUCCAAUGUAUCUUUAAAGCAACUGUGGACACCGUGAUCUUUGUGAUUCUCCGUGUCUUCUCCUGAGGUGCACAGCGCACCUGUAAAUAAUUUUGACAGUUUAUUGUGGAAUCCGAGCUCUAUCAUGGGGACGUGCACAGACGUGUUACUGGUAACUGCUAAUGUUGGAUCGCUGUUUGAUCGUCUCAGAGAGAUCCAGAGUGACUGGCUCCGGGAGUUUUUUAAGACCGUCCACACCUACAAGCCUCGCUUCGUCGCCCUGCAUUUCCAGGAAGUGGGAGGGAAGGAUUACAAGCGUAACAUGGGCCAGGUUGAAAACUUCUUCCGGGACAUUGAGUCGAGCGAAGAGAUGAGAGAUUUUGACAGGGUCUGUAUCUAUGUGGACACCAACUUCAAGGCCAUUGACCGCUUCACGAUCCGCGGCUCACUGCUCUGGGCCAGGGCUCUGAGCGCGCGGGGGAGGGGGUCUCAGCUCCCCGUGAAAGAUUUUAAAGCCAUCUCUGGACAGAACAAAUAUCUCAGCUCUCUGGAUGGGGUCACCACGGUGGAAAAAGAAAAAUUUCCAAAGAAUUUCUGGCCUGACUUCAAGUGGUCCAGGAAAGGCUACAUGAGAACUCGCUGGAUUAUUCACAAUCAGGGCUUUGAGCUGGUGAAUGUCCACUUGUUCCAUGAUGCCUCCAACCUCAUCGCCUGUAACUCAAGCCCUUCAGUCUACUCUGCCAACAGGGAGAAGGCACUGAGAUAUGUCAUCAACAGGGUAUCAGACAGCAGCUAUACUCCUCUCCCAUUCUUCUUGUUUGGAGAUUUCAAUUUCAGACUGGAUACACUCAGCCUGGUGCAGACUCUGUCCAGGUCUGCUGAUAUUCAGACAGUGAAGAAGGAUAGCAGCAACGAGGUGGAGAAGAUCAUCUGUGAAGAGAAGGACAAUGACCAUAAGGUUCUUCUGCACAUUGAGACAAAGCUGUUUGAGUACUUGCACCAGGCUGUCUUUAGAGAGGACAAUGGCAGAGGACUUUUAAAGUUUGAUAAGGAGAUCAGUGCCUUUCAUGACGUCAUCACAGAGGAAGACAUUUUGUUUCCUCCAAGCUACCCCUACAGCGAAGACUACACUAAACCCACACAGUAUAUGAACACAAGAUGCCCCUCCUGGUGCGACCGGAUCCUCAUGUCUCAUUCAGCCAGUGACAUCAUACAUAGGGUUCAGGAUGGGGAAAGCAGUGUGGUCUACAACACCCUGGGGCCUAAUGUCUGCAUGGGGGACCACAAGCCCGUUUUCUUAUUUUUCACAUUAAAAACAGAUGGAUACUGAAAUGAAGCUCAACUCUCUUGAUAGUGCCAGCAAGAGCUGUCAAAGAGAGACGCACCAGGAGAAGGGAAGACACAGGGAACAGCUACACCACAGGGAAAGUGUUUCACAAGUGACUCCUGUCUCCACAGCAUCACCAAGAAAACCCGUUGGCUGGGAUCCCAUGGACAUUUCUCAGGUUUUCUUUCUUUCUACAGAAGCACACACACUCCAGCAAGUUUUACCGUUAUCCUGACAUGAAUGAAACAAGUUGGUCGGCUUUUUGGUGAUGUUUUUUGAUCUGUUGUUUUUUUUAUGAUUUUUUAAAUUGUCAGGAGAAGGAAAAUUGCAAGAAAAAUGAAACACACCAGUAAGAAGCUGCUUAGACUGAGAAGUCAAGAAGCACUGAUUGUCUAGCCUGUCCUGUCUGUGCAGCUACACUUACUGCUUUUGGUGUAAUACAGUGUAUCAUUAUCUGACUAAAGGUGUAUACUAUUAACAACAAAUGUCACAGAGGGAAAUUCAAAUAAUCAUUUAUGUAUUCACUAUAUUAGGGCAUGCAGUAAUUCUAUAGUCAAAGAGCAUUACAAUUUGACAUGAAGAUCUAACAAAUAUAAAAUCCUGGCUUUCAGAAAUAUGGACCUUUCAUUGAACCAGUAACUUUCCACUGUUUCAUGGUUGACCACUGAGCCAGAAUUUGGUGCAAGGCAGACGUUUCAGUGACCGAUACUCUAUCAACACUCAGACGGUUGUCACCAUUAAUUUGGAUAAACAGCCAGGACUUGAAAACUGCUGCAUAUAUCAUGACACCUUGAUGGAACGUGCAGACGUUAAUUCUUUGGUGUGUUGGAAAGUAAACCAGAAACAAGGAAGGUGCCAUUCUCAUGUUUUAUUUCUUUCACUUUCCCUGCUCCUCUUGUCUGCCACGUAUUCCCGUUCUCUUCACAGCUGAGAAAGACUCCACAGGUGGAGUGUUUUACUCUUUUUCCACUUUUUAGCAUGGAAUGACCUUCUGCCCAUACAGUUUAGACUUGCUUUCUGACAGAACUCCCUGCUCUAGUUGCAUCUUAAUGACUGUUGCACAAAACUUGUAAAUGAGAAAAUGGAGAUGUUCUUAUUUGUAGGAGCUUUAAUUUUAAAAGACUAAGUUCCCCCCACCCUCCCAAUUCCUGAUUAGUGCUAGAGGUUCUGACUGUGUCCCAGGAGAGGAAUUAGCGGGCUGAUUACUUUGGGACCUGAGCUAUAAUUAUAAAGCGUGUGCAAAAAAGGACUGUUAAGUGAUGACAUGAGCAAUUUGCAUGUGUAUAAUAUGAAAGGCUUGCUGUAUAUUGCUAUAUUUUCAGGAGAUUGAAAGCCAGAACUAUGUGCAGAAUUGUUUUUAGUUCCAAGUUCCUUCUGCAGUGGAUUAGAGUGGAGUACAGCUGCACUCAAAGCUAAGUUUACAUGGAGCACCACCAUUAUUAGCUGUUUCAUUACACUUAUUUCACUGGUAUUAUCUAGACUGCAUUAACAAUGAUGUUGAAUAGCAUCUGCAAAUACACACACUGCAUGUCUCUAAGCUACUGUACAUGGAGCCAAAAUAUUUAAACUCAAAAAGAUUUCUUAGAGAUCUUUCAUUUUUAUCAGUUUUUCU